CAAGUGCAACCCUUUUAAAUGUAAGACACAGAGAAAGAAUGGGACCAUUGCUCAUUUGAGAGAACUCAAAAGUUUGGGGCAGAGACAGAGGGAGAGAACUGAACAAGGACUUGCAGAAUCUUCAAAGCCAACAACAACAGCCCCAAGAAAAAGUGACGGCUCGAACAUGAUCUUUCUCUUCUCCUCUUGGGACCAAAUUAAGGUCAACGGGAAGGACAUCUCCAAUGCCACCAUGCAGGAGGCUCUAGAAAUACUCCAGAGCACGGACGACCAAAUCACGCUGGAGGUGCAGAGAGAGAAGUCCUCCCGCAAAGCGCCCCAAACAACCGAUGCUGCAACCCAGACUGACUCCAGCUGGUGGGAUAAGCAGUGCCCACACAGGGAGGAUUUCACCCCAUCGGGUUUUAAUCUCUUCCUUGACAGGUCCUGCUACAAUUACUUGCUGCCCCAAGAUCGGAAUGGUGACAAUGAACCCGGUUACCUGCCGACUGCCCCUCAUGACGUGGAAAACGAAGAAUGGUUGGACUAUCAGGAACUGGCCCUCGUUCAUCAAAAGGAGCUGAGCUUCAGCAGCUGUUCUACUAUCCCUAAAGAUAACUACAGCAUCUGCUUGAGCUUGACCGAAGAGGAAGAGGAGGAGGAUGAAAAGGGAGGAGAGCAGACAUUUCCGCUCCCCCGCGACUGGGACAGUGGAGUUGGCUGUACUGAUGGAAGCGCCCAGCUGGAUGAGAAUUCAGGACCCGAUCUGGAUGCUGAACACCCCUAUGUCCAGAAGAGGGAGGAGGCAGAUCACCGUGCUGGCAGGACACUUGCAAGUAGUGAGCUAGCUACUGAGGAGUUCUUAACCUACGAUGAGUUAAGUGAUUCCAGUUUCUAUGGGGUAAGCCCAGGAGAGUACAGGAGAUUUCAAGAAAUCUUGGAAAGAAAAUGCCACCAAUAUCAGCUGGUUAAGAGUCUUACUACAGACCAAGGAACGUCACAUGCUUCAGGAGCCCAGGAGGAAGGGUCUGAGCAAUCCACACUGCAAGACCAAUGGCUUGCUAAGUAUCCUUUGGGCCAGUCUCGCGCAGAGUGCCCUCCGCUGGUUGGAGACAGCGCCACGAGCAAAGAAAAAGGGACAAACCACAAAGCUGGACUUCAUCCUCAGAAUGCAGUGAAUGGAGUCCGAGAACAAGCAAAUGUGGAUAAAUCAACAGAAGGGCAGAAGGAACCAGAACCAGUUUCUCUUACACCUGCGAACAUUGCUACUGGGCCAAAAGCACUUGUGAUUCCGUAUCAUGCACGCCGUUACGUGAGCUAUAUGAACCUAGUGCAGGAAGACGCCUCUGCAGAGUGCUUAAGCAACCAGCCUAGUCCAUCAAUGCUCUCACAUCAAUGCAGCAAAGGCAUCCAGGGCAAACUAGAUGAGGGGAACAGGUGGAGCCUAACCUGCAAAAGGAGCAGACAACUGUUGAAUAAACAGCACAAGAGUCAACUGUUAAAGGACAGGGCAUUAAGGAUUAUGGAGGAACGCAGUGGAAUGACAACAGAUGAUGAUGCCUUGAGCGAGCUGAAGGCUGGGAAGUACUGGAACAAGGCUGAGAGGAGGCAACACUUGCUCUUGUCUAAGCAGCAGAAACAAAGGAAGGAGUUCAUGGUGCAAAGCCGGAUGGAGCAGCUGAAGGAAGAUGACAGAACAGGGACUGAGGGCAGAAGAGAUCUUAGUAUUAUUGAGCUGAGUCAGAAGAAGCUGAUGAAGAAGAGAAGCAGGAGAGUCUUGGACAACUGGAUCACCAUCCAGGAACUUCUAUCUCAUGGGACCAAAUCUCUAGAUGGCAGGACAACGUAUAGCCCUUUGUUGUCAGUCACGACAGUGUAGAGCUCCAAUGUCUUUUUCCAGAGUGGAUAUCCGACAGUGCUCAGCAAAAUGUGGAUCACAGGUUUGUGACCAGCUCCACAUGCCUCUGACGCCCUGCAGUAAGCCAACAAAGUACACUGUAUUCUCAGUAACACUGGCAUGCAUGCACAGCCCUGGACUAUUAGAAAACAGAUACAGAAGAGGCGUCUAGUCUCCCUCUCCCUUCUGCCAGUGCAGGACUUUUCUCCCUACAAUGUGUUAUCUACUGAUUUUUCAGUUAAGUGACGGGGAUUUGGAGACUUCCCCCAGGAGAUUAAACCACAAUAUGGACAUCACAGACAAGAAAGUUUUCCUGGUACUCAGCCUAAGUCUUCCUUGCCUUCAUUUGCAUCUCAUAUCUACCCCCAGUGGUGACCCUGAAUUCCUCCUCCUCUCUAUUUACAUUCAUUUAUAUAGCCAAAUGGUAGCAACUCACAGGUCUUACUUUCAUCACUACCCUGGAGGACUAUGGAUAAAUCCUUGACCUACCAUAGUCCCACAAGGCCAGUUUUCAGGGCUAGCACAAGAGAGGAAAUGCUGCAAGUACAUUAAAGAAACCUCACACCUAUUAUUCCCCAAGCAUGGUAAUACAGUUUUUAAUUUUCCAGAGCUUGGGUUCUAGCCCUAUUUUUCUGAGAAGGCCUUUAAACUGAAGCAGCAUUGUUGCAAAUACAUCUGUGGAGUAAGUAGGAAUUUGCUCCAGCAAUUGAAACAAAGUAGUAACGGCCAGUCAUUUAUUAUAACCGUAUAAUCAAAGAAUUGACUUUUCAAAAGAGGUUGCAGCAUGCACACUCUCAAUGACUACCAAUUAAGAUACACAAGUCAAUGGAGCUGUGCCAAUUCCAACUAGCUGAAGACCUGGCCCUGUGUAAUUAAACAAUAUAUUUCAUACUGGCUUUUGUAGAAGAUGCUCUGCAGAGAACUUGUUUACUUUUGUAUUCAUCCCCCUCUGCCAUAAAAUAUCACAUUUUUAUAAAGAA
Chrysemys picta bellii (western painted turtle) is the source of this 2856-nucleotide messenger RNA. RefSeq lists its product as uncharacterized. The record is from RefSeq and is a predicted model, not a curated record. Gene Ontology annotation, molecular function: protein binding. NCBI's taxonomy places the organism in Eukaryota, Metazoa, Chordata, Testudines, Emydidae.